Messenger RNA from Anisakis simplex (herring worm), 895 nucleotides. The record is from the annotation of a GenBank genome assembly. Lineage: Eukaryota; Metazoa; Nematoda; Chromadorea; Rhabditida; Anisakidae.
AGACGUCAUAUUGGUCGAACGCUUGAACGAUGGCACACCGGGAAAGAAAAAUUGAUGUUUCACGAAGCAACUAUUCGGUUAUCGAUAACGAAUUUGGUAAUAUGCGUGAUCGAUUCGAAAUGGAAAUGAAACGCGUGGAAGAGGAGAUGCAACGCUUGCGAAGAGAAUUCGAAGGAUACACUCCUCGUUCGCAAGGAACCGUUCCUGAAAAUCGAACUUCCAGUUUCAGCUCACACCGUGAAGAGUCCAGGCGGUAUGAGAGUGGCUCGUCGGCGCAGGCACCAACUUCGGGUGCGCCGCCAACAGCAGCCAGUAAGGACACGAUGGUUGUUAGACCUACAUAUGAUCCAUAUUUCGAAAAUCUGAAGUCACCGCUGAUCAAAGAUGAAAGUGACGGUAAAACUCUUAAACUCAGAUUUGAUGUUGCGCAAUAUAAGCCUGAAGAAGUUACGGUGAAGACUGUUGACAACAGGUUGUUGGUGCAUGCAAAACAUGAAGAAAAAACGCCACAGCGAACCGUUUUCCGCGAAUAUAAUCAGGAGUUCAUGCUUCCAAGAGGAACAAAUCCUGAAUUGAUCAGUAGUACGCUGAGCACGGACGGUGUUCUUACUGUGGAAGCUCCAUUGCCGCAAUUAGCUAUUCAGCACUAAUCCGGCGAUGCGGUCCUGCUAUACUGCUGCACGCUUUUAUGCGCUUCCCGUAUAAUCGUUGAGUCACGCUGAUGUGAAAUUCGUUAUCUGAUUACUCUUUAGAAUAUUUAUGUCGAAAACGAUGGUUCCUUCUCCAAAUAAAUCUACUUAUUCAGCUACCUAUUAUCGUAAUUAUUUGGCAUGAUUUUUUGACUAUUCUUUCUAUUUUUCUGUUUCUAUUGUCGAAUUUUUUAUUUGGUUUCUUU